Messenger RNA from Gryllus bimaculatus (two-spotted cricket), 591 nucleotides. The record is from the annotation of a GenBank genome assembly. Lineage: Eukaryota; Metazoa; Arthropoda; Insecta; Orthoptera; Gryllidae.
AUGGUUCUUUGGGGAAGACUUGAAGAAGAAGAAGAAGAAGAAGAAGAAGUGGAAGUGGAAGAAGAAGUGGAAGUGGAAGUGGAAGAAGAAGAAGAGCUUUGGAGCUUAAAUGUUCCAUCAUUGUGGCAUCAUAAUUUCACCACUAUCGUGCGUAGUCGUCGUGUGCAGUUUUCUCGUACUAAAAUAGGCGGUCGUUUGAUGGAUCACCAAUCUUCCGAGAAUUGGUUGCCUACAAAAGCAAUUAAGAUUAGAAAGAAACAAACACCAGAUGAGUGCAGCAGGGCAUUCCAUUUGCUCGUUCGCACUCGCUCACGUGAUUCAUCUUCCAGCUCCGUACGUUGGAGAGUCCUGGGCUUAUUCAUAGGUCACAGCAAUUGCCCUAUGACGGUUUCGCUUCGCUAUUUCAGGAAAGCGUAUGGACAUGUUAUGUCCGAUAGAGUUGCAGAACUAUAUACGUUCUGGUACCGGCCUAGGUUAUGCGUACCUGAAAGUAUAGAUGAUUCGAGCGAUUUAGAGCACCAUAACAGGGAUUUUCCUCCUUUUGCCGAUAUUUGCACAAACCGGACGUGCUCGGCGCCGUGGACAUGCUAG